AUGCUUGAUUUAUCGAGUUUUUGACCCCCCGAACUAUGGAUGAAACCAUGGCUCGGCUGUUUUCAGUUCUUAAGUGUGGGGGUGUAAUUGACCCUUUCUUUGGCUCUUUUGGUUCCACUUUGGGUUGUUCUUUUGCAGGAAAAUGUCGAAACCUGACCUCAAGCACCCGUUCAUCCGGGAUUUGAAGAGGGGGCCCGCCCAGGAUCGCUUCAAGCAGGUCCUGAAAUGCCCGUUUGGGCAGCACCAUUGCUGGUCCAAACGGGAGUUUCGGGAAUUGCACUGCUACGAGCAACUCUCCGCCGCCGUCACCAACCACCCAUGGCGCCGUCUGCUCUCCAUCUGCGAGAAGGUUUACUAUGAGCCCGUGCUUGAGUUCUACACGACCUUCAAGCACACACCCACGGACGAUUGGAGAGACGGUGCAGCCGUCAAAUUCAGGCUAGGCGGUGCCCCACGGUCCAUGAGCUACCACGAGCUGGCCGAGGCUCUCGACCUCGACGACGGUGCGGACUACGUCACCGAGGUCAACGACCCGCCGGAGGUGGACUUUAGGAGGCUGUACACCCGCCUGGCUCGGCCAGGCCAGACACGUCCCUUCUCGGCCGGGAGGACAAAGGCCACUACACUGCAGCUCGACAACCGCCUUCUCCACCACCUACUGGCGAAGUCUUAUACUCCAGCUUCAGACAGUGCCAGUGCCAUCACCAAGAGGGCCCUGUACCUCAUCCAGUCGAUCCGCCAGCACGACCAUCCCCUCCACUUGGGUUCGGUGGUGGCCAGGACCUUCGAGAAGACUGCUUCGGAACUGAAUAGUCUCCACUGCACCCCCCUCAUCACCCGCCUGGCCACCUACUUCGGCCUUUCCCUGCAAGGGGUGCACACAGCAGGGGGACACCAUCGUUUUUGGCAGGUCGACGCUCAGUCACAUGCACCUGCUGCGAGAGAACCGCGGCAUUCUAUGGAUCGAGGGGUUUCCGGAACCUCAGAUCCCCGCGGAGGACUAGCAGGAGGACUAGCCAGAGGGCCAGGAGGAUGAGGUUGCUGAUCAUGUGGAGCCCGAGGAUGUGGACGCUGCUAUUGAUCCACCACAGACUCACUUCCAUUACGGAGGUGGCAGCUCCGCUUUCCCGGGGCAGGAUUACUUCACCUCCCAGUUCGAGCAGCUGCGUCUCCAGAACCAGCAGAUCCUCGACCAUCAGAUGCAGUUCUAGCAGCAGUACGCGGCUCACCAGGCCGAGUACCACCAGAGGAUGGUUGUUUACGAUGAGAGAUUGGACUAGAUCCAGACCCAGCAGGGAGUGACUCUCGCACACAUCGAGCGAGAGAAGCGCCGUUCACGGCGCAUAUAGGAGGUCCAGCAGCAUUUACUUCGGCUGCUACCGGGCGAGCAGCCCGUUUGGAGGACUCCCUGGGAGGACUCUCCACUUCCACCUCCCCCAGCGGAUGGUGCUGAUGGUGAUGACGCCUUCAUGGACGACAUCGACUUUGGUGAUCUUGGUGACGAGUAGGCUGUACUCGUUGCCCAUCUCAGUGUGUUUUGUUUUCCGUAUUAGACUUUUGUGUGUUUGCUCCAUGUGUGAGGAGCUUGAACUUAGUGUCGUUUGUUUUUGUUUUUGUUUUUGUUUUUCUUUUGUGGAUUGUUUUUGCUGUAGCCGUCUGGGCUAACACUUAUCCCUAACACAACGUGUGCUAGUGUGUUCUUGGUGUUCGAUUCGUGCAGAACUGUCCAUCUUCCCGUUUGUUUCUCGCUGACUGGUCCACUUCCAGUCCCCAACCAGUUUCAAUCCGGUAACAUUGUUCCCCUUAUCUCUCUCUCUACUCCAUUGAGGGCAAUGUCGUGCUUAAGUGUGGGGGGGUGCUUUGUAUCGGUUGGAAUAUAUAUUUGGGUGCUUGGAGCCUAGUCCGCUGUCCGAAUCUUAUGAUUUGAGGGCUCCAAGUACUGCUGUUUGAUCAUAUUGGCACUGUGUUUUGAUUGGUGAAUUGAAUGGUUUUCGGAUUGAUGCAUGACAGCUUGAUUGUGACUAGGACAACCUUUGAUGAGGACUGAGACGUGCAGUAGAAUUGUGUAGGGGUUCAGUUUUUCAACUGUUUGCUUACCAACUGUGACUUGGAUUGAUUACUUGUUCUUGACAGUCGUUUAUGCAUCUAGUUCAGGGUAUCAGAAUGUGAGAUAGAGCAUAUAGGUAGCCAUGUGAGAUUUGAGCCUGCUCGUUUCUUUCUUGUGCGAUAGAUCCCUCUUCCAUGAUGUGUAGCAUUCACGUUGUCACUAGCUAAGAUGAUGGGGGCAUAGGAUUAGCCCACGACCAAAUUUGACUGUCCUGAUGUGUCAUAUCCCCUGGUCAGCCCUUUUGAGCCGUGUGUUAUCCUUUCUUUUGGUUUGAAAUGAAAAAAAAAUCACCCUUUUGCAUCUUUUAGAAGGUUCCACAGAGUGGUUUUUACAUAUUCUCUGCUGUUUUUGCUAAAUUUGAUGUGAGUGUUGGAGGUAGUGCUUAAAAGUUGGGCUGGGCAUGUGUUUGAAAUAUGUGCAGAAGUGGUGGCUCUCUUAAGAAAUGAAAAGAAAAUGAAAGAAAAAAACAAAGAAAAAUUGAAAGCAAAGAGAGCCACUACCAAAAAUCUGAAUAAUGCCCAGUAAGUAGUGUUUCUUAGCAGUCUGGCUUGGAAAUGCUGACAUUUAUACCUCCUUCGCUCUUGUGCUCUUGAGAUAUUGAGUAAUGCAGAAUAGCAGAAAGGAAAUACCGGUUUGUUUGACUGUGAUUGUGUGGGUUUGGAAAUGUGGAACCUUGUGCUAUGAAUACUUCCACCACCUAAAAGGCUUUUUCCCCAUGUCCAAGACCCUAGCCAGUCAUUUGAACCUGUGUCUAAGACCUCCUGAUUAGUUAGUGGUGACACCCCUUAUGUGAACUCUAGCAUUUAGAGGCUGCCAUCAUGGUGAAGAGAUGCUAGGGAUUGAGAGAAAUAACAUGCGCAUUUUUCG
Linum trigynum is the source of this 2974-nucleotide messenger RNA. The record is from the annotation of a GenBank genome assembly. Lineage: Eukaryota; Viridiplantae; Streptophyta; Magnoliopsida; Malpighiales; Linaceae.